Molecule: messenger RNA, 1377 nt
Organism: Acanthosepion pharaonis
Lineage: Eukaryota; Metazoa; Mollusca; Cephalopoda; Sepiida; Sepiidae
Source: the annotation of a GenBank genome assembly
AUGGUAUUUCUGGACAAAUUAGUUAAGCCUCUAAGAACCUGUCUACGUCUCUCAGAUUCCUUUCUAUCAGACCGUCUCUCUUUCGCUAUCCUUUCUUCUUUCACCCUCUUUAUUCGUCUGUCUCUCUUUCUCACUCUUUCUCUUCCCAUCUAUCCCUCUCUCUGUUUCCUGGAGUUUUCUCUCUAUUUUUUUCUUAUCUAUUGCUUUCCUCUCUCUCUCUCUCUCUCUCUCUCUCUCUCUCUCUUCCACUCUCUCUUUCUCUUAGAAACUGACCUUAGACCUUUUCUAUCUUUCACUCACUUUUUCUCUCCAUCUUUCUUUUUCUUUCUUCCUCUCUCUUCAUCUCAGGCCAUCGCCAUUUCUUUUUUUCUUCUUCUCAGACCUCUCUCUCUCUCUCUUUCUCUCUCUCUUUUGCUCAGAGUUUCUUACAUUUUCACACUCUCCCAGAAUUUCUCUCUCACACCAUCACUCACUCUUGUUCUCUCUUACUGUCACUCUUCCAUAUUUUUUUUUUCUCAGAUUUUUUCUUUUUCUCAGAACUCUCUUUUCGAUUAUACUCUCUCUCUCUCUCUCUCUCUCUCUCUCUCUCGCACCCUCUCUUGUUUUCUUUCCCUCCCUGCCGUCAUGUCAGUACAACUCCAAUUCUUUCUUUCUCCCAGAUAUUCUCCUUUUCUCAGAUUUUCUCACUCUCUCACUCUCUUUCAUUGUCACUCUCUCACUCUCAUUCUCUUUGACUCUAUCUCACAGCUUCUCUCUCUUUUUCUCGGUACAUCUCCCAUUCUUUCUUCCCUACAGAUCUUCUCUAUCUUUUUCUCAGAUCUUCUCACUCUCUCACUCCCUUUCUUUGUCACUCACUUUCUCUUUGAUUCUCUCUCACAACUUCUCUCUCUUUUUCUCAGUACUUCUCCCAUUCUUUUCUUUCCCCCAGAUCUGCUCUAUCUUUUUCUCAGAUAUUCACCCUCUCACUCACUCUUUGUCACUCUCUCACUCUCUUUCUCUUUGAUCCUCUCUUUCUCUCUCACAAUUUCUCCUUUGUUCUCAGUGCAUCUCCUAUUCUUUUCUUUCCCUCAGAGCUUCUCUAUCUUUUCCGCAAAUCUUCUCACUCUCUUUCUUUGUCACUCUCUAUUCCUUCUUUUUCUUAAAUCUUCCCUCUCUAUUUCUACUAAAAAUUCUCCCCCUCUCUCUCUCUCUUACUCAUUCCCUCUCACACCCUGUCCUUUUCUCUCUUUUGUUCUCUCUCCCUCCCUGUUUCCCUCUGCGUCUCUUUUUUUCUGUCUUUCUUUAAGUAGCAUAAACCCUGUCGCUCUUUUCGAAACAGCAGCCCGUGUGGGCGGAUUCCUCAGAUAUUUCCAAAUGAGCGGGAAGAUGAGGAAGUAA